AUGUGGACCAACGUUUGUGAAGGAGAGGGGAAUCAUUUUAAAAGUGCUCAUUCUUGUUUCAGAAUGUAUUUAACGGCAUCACCAUUACUUUUUUCAAGUAUUUACGUCUUGUUUGUUAUACGGAACAUAUUAUGCGAGGAGAGGAUAAAAGUAGGACCUGGAGCAGAUAAAGAGAAGAAAAUUAAUCCAUAUAUUACAAAGUUUCACCAGGGAGCUAAUUUAAGACCCACAAAAUGCCAAGGUAAGCAAUGUUGUACGUCUUAAACAAGAUUGUAAAAUUAAACUCAGGUAAAAAAUAUGACGAACAAAACUUGAUUGCUACAAUUAACUGAUUUUAGCCGUUAUUACUGUGGUAAUAACUACAGUACAUCUUAGUACCUCAUAUCGGUUAAAGUUGUGUGACAAUUUCAAAAUAAGUCCGUUUUUAAACAAAAUCUUUGACUGAAUUGUUUCUCAAGUUAAAUUUAAAAAAAAAAUUAAAAUUAAGCCACACGUAAUUCUCUUAGUUUUCUGUAGAGAACAUUUUACCGCAUGGUUACAUUCAACUAGGAUCUGAAAAGCUUGUGAGGUCUUUCUAUCAGUAUCAGAUUUGAACGACUCUCACAUCGCAUAAUUAUCGUCGUUAAACUCUUUUAAAGCUCUGGUUUGUAGCUUUUAAUAGUAUGGUUUACUUUUCAAAGACCGUUUUCACAAAAUUAACCUUAGUUUAAAAUCUAGCUACAUCAACUUGCUAUAAACAGGUUUUGAAUUGACACAUGAAAAGUAAAAGAACUUUAAGGAUACCGUAAAUUGCCGCUCAUAAGCCCUUCCUCCUCUCCACUUAUAAGCCGCCCUGGUUAUAGGCCCAUCUACCUGAAAACAGAAAAUUCGUCCGGUCAUAAAUCCUCCCCCUCACAUGUCUUCUUUUAGCUUUUCUUGUUUACUCUGAGAACUCUCUGUGACAUCAAACAGUAAAUUUUAAAAAUUGUUACGGAACAAUGAGGUCAUUACUUAUUUUUGAUUGUGAAAGACGAACUGCGAGGGAAAAGUACGUCUGAACUUCCGUUUUGUUAUUUUCCAGUUGGUUUUAAUUCUUUUCUAAAUGUAGUAAAAAGUAUUGGAUUUACUGUGACAUAUUGAAGCCUGAUUAAAAACCAAUGAAAACAAACACAUUUUGAUCAGCAUUUCUAUAGCUCGUUCCGAAGCGCUUUUUCUAUUCCUAUCAUAAGUCCCCCGCACGUAAGCCCCUCUGUUUAUUAUCCCACCUAUGAACCCUUACGAAGUUGUAUGAGCCCACGGAUUAUAAGCGGCAGCUUACGGUAUUAAAUAAACAUAUCUGUUUUGUUUCAGUGUGUCGACUUCUUGUUACCGAGUUUCUAGAGCAAAUGAAGAAAACGAAUCGUCGGGAAGAUGUACCUCGAGGAUAUUUACUUGAAGAUCUAGACAAUCAGGAGAAAAGUAUCCAUUAUGAAAAAUCGUGAGUUCUUUCUACCACGCACAAAACCCCAACCCCUUUAACUCCUUAGUGUGAUUCGUAUGUAAAUUCUCCCUAGCAUGACAAUACGUUAUUCUGCAAACAGUUGAUGAGAGUAGACAACUUUUAUCCGCUGAAAGAUUUAACCCUCAUAGAACACGAAUUCUCUCAAAUUAGUGACGGGGAAAUGUUCACCAGCUUGGGGGGAGAUAUGAGAAUCAUAUCAACUGAAGGGUUCAAUGCGCUACCACCCUGUUCGUGCAUCUCGACAAUAUUAGCAUAAUAUAACAUGUCCAAGUUGGCUGUUUCCAACCCGUGUCACCUGACCACAGAUAUCUUAUCACGUGUAUUUCAUCCUUUAAGGGAACUUCGUCUCUUGGACGUCCUGGACAAUUUGUGCGAGAGAAUGAAACUUUACCGCGCUAGGCCUGGUCCUGAAUUUCCUUACAUCAAAGGAGGUUUGUGACCCAGUUAUUUCAUCCGAACAAAAUUGCAUAGAUACUUUGUACAGUAUUUAGAAAAGAAAUUUGACGAGAACCUUAAAAGGGGCAUGCAUGUUUUAUAGAUUCUAUCACUGUCAAUAAAACUUUAUGUUAGACUAUUGGAGGUCAUUUGUGAUCUACUAUAGUAACUGAUCAAACACACGAUAACACGGAAUCUAAUUAUUAAUUAGACAAUCGGACCUGUAAAUUCUAUCAUUACGAGCGAUGAAGCUGUCAGGGUUAGACUUGCAGUUGGAAUAAGGCAUAAUAAUUCUUUUUUAUUUUUCAGCUAAAAGUCAACUUCGAGAAGUUUUGGAAGAUAUGCAAGAGAAAUCAAAAGUUAAACUUAACUACGAGCUACCGCAUGAAGUCGUAGAAGACUACACUUAUGAAAUGGGGAGACUCAAAUUCAAGGUAAAUAAGUUUCGCCUCCAUCUAUUCAACCCUUUCUGCCUUUCCACCCAGGCUAAAAUUCUUAUUACUCAAAUAAAGGCCGUUUUUCAAAUGGCAAAACUUGCCAGUCAAACCGCUCUAUCCACACACUGAGCGCAGAAAGUGUUUCAAACGGACGAAGUGGGUUCAGGUCGAAACAGUCUGUUUUUUCUUGAGUAUUCGCAGAGCGUAUUAGCGUUUUGAAUGCCCAAUGAAGAAUAUAUGGCGUGUUUAAUCUUCAAUCAUUUCUGGCAUUUGGAACACGCAGAGGACACAUCUCACUGGCCCUCGGGCACAAGAAGUAGUCUUUCGUUAUCUAUUGACAUCAGCGAGGAAGGGCUUUCUUAGCUGAGCCGGACGGCCUGAUAAAUGUGAUUAAUUGCGCCAUGACGCCAUCAUUCAUAUUAAGAAACUUGUAAAAGUACAAGCUCGAAAGAAAAGCAGCGACUGGCUCAGGUUCGAGCAGUGUGCAAGUAUCAUCGUUAUCAUCAUUAUCGCCAUCAUUACUUCUAUCCUCAUCGUAAUUACAGUAGAACUCCGCUUGCUCAAACUCCGCUAGCUCGAACUCCUAAGGAGAUUUGUUUGAUUUAGGAGGGGGGAAGGGGGUCGGGUUAUUGGGAUUGAUGUUGUAUUUCAAUUAUCCUGUUAAUUAUAAAAAAGGAAUAUUUUUUUACCAUUUUUACCCAAUCAAAAGCCGUUUUCAAACACUGAGUUUAUCUCAUAAAGGAUUCUAUUCAAGAACCUAUCGUUUGGGAGAUUUAUCUAAAUGUGUUACGUUUUCAUAAAUGCAAGUUAUCACUUCCAUAUCAAUCGCGAUUAAAGAAUGGAACGUUCAAUCGGCACUAUUUUGACAUUUUUACAUUUAUCGAACGACGUUUUUAGUUCAAGUUCAGUUAUCAGGGUAAAUAUGAGCCAAGGAAAGUAAAAUUAGGAAGUUCCAGUUCACUGAGUUCGAGUUAGCUGAUAAUAAAUGAAUGAAAAAAAUGGGAUCAAGUCCAAGGGACUAUCAGCAUUAUCAUUAUCAUUUUAACAAUUAUUUUUGAUUAAAUAUUCUCUGAUGCCCUUUGUUUCUCAGUGUAUUCAUAUGUUGGAAAGCCAUGAGGAUGAUAUAACGCAGUGGUACUUAAGUAGUCAAAAGGAAAAUCUAAUGGACUGGCUGUGUGUAGAACGAAUUCUAGACGAAAAUGAACAAGGUACG
Molecule: messenger RNA, 3565 nt
Organism: Pocillopora meandrina
Lineage: Eukaryota; Metazoa; Cnidaria; Anthozoa; Scleractinia; Pocilloporidae
Source: the annotation of a GenBank genome assembly